ACACAAACUCAUCCAACAGUUUCUUGGUGCACGGGGGAGACUGAGUGUGCACGUGCCGGGAGUAUGCAUCUGCAGAUUUAAACUUUUUUUUAAAACUGAAAUUUAAUCAUUUAUCGUUCUUGUUCAGCGAAGCAACAGUAUCACAAAAUGGCACUCCUUAAUAACUUCACCACAGCGUGCUUGAAGAAUUUUCAAAGCGACCGGCUUCAUUCCCAACUCUUCUUCUUCAUGCGCGCAUUACACAAAUCUGCAGCCAGCGAGACUUAUGGGAUGUCCACAGCCAGAGAAGGAGCCAUGCCCGAGAGGUUGAUCACACCGACAGAUGCCGGUGACAAAACCACAAUCAAGAGUUUGAAGGACAUGCCAGGACCCAGCACUAUGUCCAAUCUGGUCGAGUUCUUCUGGAAAGACGGGUUCAGUAGAAUCCAUGAGAUUCAGAUGGAGCACUCCAAGAAGUUCGGCAAAAUCUUCAAAUCACGUUUUGGGCCCCAGCUGGUGGUCUCGGUGGCAGACCGGGAUCUGGUGGCUGAGGUGCUGAGGGCCGAAGGCGUGGCCCCCCAGAGGGCUAACAUGGAGUCCUGGAAGGAGUACAGAGACAUGAGAGGCCGUGCCACAGGCCUCAUCUCAGCUGAGGGUGAAGACUGGCUGAAGAUGCGCAGCGUGCUCAGACAGCUCAUCAUGCGUCCCCGUGAUGUCGCAGUCUUCUCCGAUGACGUGAACCAGGUGGUCGAUGACCUGAUCAAGAGAGUCAGCAUCCUGCGCACCCAGGAGGUGGACGGAGCGACGGUCCUCAACGUGAACGACCUCUUCUUCAAAUACGCCAUGGAAGGUGUGGCGGCCAUUUUAUAUGAAUGCCGACUGGGCUGUUUGGAAGAGCAGAUUCCUAAAGACACUCAGGACUACAUCGGUGCCCUCCACCUCAUGUUCAGCUCCUUCAAGACGACCAUGUACGCCGGAGCGAUCCCCAAAUGGCUGCGUCCAAUCAUCCCCAAACCGUGGGAGGAGUUCUGUCAAUCCUGGGACGGCCUCUUCAAAUUCAGCCUCAUUCACGUUGAUAAGCGUCUCUCGGAUAUUAAGGCCCAGCUGGAGCGAGGAGAGGAAGUGAAGGGUGGAUUGCUCACACACAUGCUUGUUACCAGGGAGAUGACCGUCGAGGAGAUAUACGCCAAUGUAACGGAGAUGCUGUUGGCGGGCGUAGACACGACAUCCUUCACCCUGUCUUGGGCGACCUACCUGUUGGCCCGACACCCUCAAAUACAAGAGCAGAUCUUCACAGAGGUGACAAACACUCUUGGACAUGGAGCAGUGGCCACAGCGGAUGAUGUCUCUCGUCUUCCUCUCAUCAGAGGGUUGGUCAAAGAGACUCUCAGGCUUUUUCCAGUUCUCCCAGGAAACGGACGGAUCACCCAGGAUGACUUGGUGGUUGGCGGAUACUUCAUCCCCAAAGGGACUCAGCUGGCCCUGUGUCACUUCCACACUUCUAUGGAGGAGGAGAACUUCCCUGAAUCCUCAGACUUCAGGCCAGAUCGCUGGAUAAGGAAAGACUCCACUGAUCGCGUCGACAACUUUGGCUCCAUUCCCUUCGGCUACGGCAUCAGAAGCUGCAUCGGCCGGAGGAUAGCAGAGUUAGAGAUGCAUCUGGCUCUCACAAGGCUCAUCCAAAAGUUCCAGAUCGGCGUGUCUCCUCUCACGGAUGACGUCAAGGCCAAAACUCACGGCCUGCUCUGCCCUGCUGCUCCCAUCAACUUGCAGUUCAUCGACAGGAAGAACUGAACACUCCUCUCCUCCAGGUCUACUGAAGUCACUGAUUUUAAAGUGCUGAUUCCGUGUUAGAGGUUUUUAAAUACACUGCUUUUAGGACACUUUGUGAUGGAGUAAAACUUCAGCCUUGGCUCUGUUUCUCAAACAGGAAGUUUCUCUCCUCCUCUUGUUUGUUAGAGAGACGGACACAAAACAGUCCAGAUGUAAAGACAAAAUCUAUUCUUGUAUGUUUUUAUUUGUACUUCAUGAAACGACAGCAGUUAAAACUCUUACACUUUUCAUUCACUCUGUUUAAAUUGGUGCAACUUUAAUCUUCAUACACCAGCUGUAACCUUUUCACUGUUUUUGCAUGUAUGUGGGCUGAGACUGUGUGCACAUACAUAAUCACAACUUCUCCUCCCUUAGUUUGGGAAACAUGUUCACUGAGCUACAAACGUCGAGAGGGAACAAUGAAUGUACUGAAAUGUGCUGUUUUAAGAAGUACAGUUUGUAUAUAAUGAGCUUUAUGUUUGAUUGUGUUGCAAACCAAAAUCUUGUAGCUGGUAGCUUUUCUUCUGCAGCACAUUGUUUUUAUUCACACUGAGGAAGACACUAAUCACUGAAGUAGCAUUAUAUUUUUUAAUCUGCUUACAGAAAAGUUAACAGGUUUUAGAAUUUUAGAAUUUUUAGAGUCACAGAUAAGAGGAAAAUAUUGUAUAAACUCCAGAGUACAAAACUUAAUUCCCCCCCCCCAAAAAACCCAAAAUGAAGAGACUAUUCAGAUUAAUUUAAUUUUGAAUGAUCUAUUUUUUCAACACCUUAUAUUACAAUAAGUGAGAUCAGUAAAGUAUUUUGGUUGAGUGCUGUUACUGUGAAUGCAGUUAUUUUACCAGUUACAUGAAAAGAGGGAUGAUGAAUGUUGGAAAAUACUUUUGAAAUGGGAGGAGAAAAGUUGUUGAUUGUGCCAUUCAGAAGGAUCUCAUUCGUUUGUAGGAAAUGGAAACGUUUUAUGUCUUUUGUAUUUAUCUGCUCUUAUUUCUUUCUGUAUCUUUUCUACUCUAGUUCCAGUGAAACUGGGUAAAAAUAAAAUGAUUUAAUAAUAA
Notolabrus celidotus (New Zealand spotty) is the source of this 2843-nucleotide messenger RNA. It is a transcript of the gene cyp27c1, whose product is annotated as cytochrome P450 27C1. Gene Ontology annotation, cellular component: mitochondrial inner membrane. Bases 148 to 1773 code for a protein of 541 amino acids. Gene Ontology annotation, molecular function: monooxygenase activity; oxidoreductase activity, acting on paired donors, with incorporation or reduction of molecular oxygen; iron ion binding. Gene Ontology annotation, biological process: cholesterol metabolic process; C21-steroid hormone biosynthetic process; cellular response to peptide hormone stimulus. The transcript has 9 exons. Lineage: Eukaryota; Metazoa; Chordata; Actinopteri; Labriformes; Labridae. The record is from RefSeq and is a predicted model, not a curated record.